Messenger RNA from Caenorhabditis remanei, 345 nucleotides. RefSeq lists its product as uncharacterized. Lineage: Eukaryota; Metazoa; Nematoda; Chromadorea; Rhabditida; Rhabditidae. The record is from RefSeq and is a predicted model, not a curated record. The transcript has 2 exons. Bases 1 to 345 code for a protein of 114 amino acids. Gene Ontology annotation, molecular function: UDP-glycosyltransferase activity.
AUGGAGGAUGCGGAGAGGAUGAAAAAGGCGUUAGAGGAUAUUUUGUAUAAUGAGAAUUAUAAGAAGAAUGCGUUGAAGCUAGCGGAUAUUUUGACGAAUCAACCGUAUAGUCCGAAGGAGAAUGUGAUCAAGUAUACCGAGUUUGUCGGCGAACACGGCCCCUUCCCUGAUACGAAUCCCUACGGACGUCGUCUCAACUAUUUCCAGAAGACUUUUUUGGAUAUUUAUGCAACUUUUGCAUUAUUUUAUAUUACUGUAGCAGUGGCUUCAGUGAUAAUUCUAAGGAAAAUUUAUUCAAAAGUUAGAAAAUAUUUAUCGUGGAAAUCAACGAAGAAGACGGAAUAA